AUGUUUGACGAUUUCCUGCUUCUUCUUACCUCCUUCCAGGUGCCAUCAGUGUUUUAUGUUCCCUCCUCUGAUUGGCUUGUACUGUUGCUGCUGAACAAGCUUGCCGAAGAGACAUUGGCCAUUAGCAUUUCACUGACCCCCAAGCAAAUUAGAGAUUUGGCUGCUCAGAUUAACGCUACAGUUAAAGGACUGACCGAUAUAGAAAAGAUUCUUAACGAGACAAAUGAUGACUUAAAUCGAGCUCGUAGACUUAAAGAGAGGGCAGAUAAAGCAAGUUUAGAGGCUGGUGAUGUUUUGGACACUGCUGAUCAUGUGCAGAAAGCUCUGGAAGGAGCCAAAAUGUCCCAAGACAAGGCAGCAAUGGCAAUUGACCAAGUCCAGGAAGAUAUUAAGAAUGCUAAGGAAGAUCUUCAAAUGAUUGAAAACAUCAUGUCUACUUCGGCUGCCAAUGCCACAAAGUCCUUAAAAAUCAUCAAGGUGCUUAAAGAUAGAUUGAACAGCCUGGAACAGAAACGUUACAUAAGCCAAGACAAACUAAGCACUGCUAUGAAACUGACCGACCAAGCCAUGAAAACAGCCAUUGAAGCGGAGAAGAUUGCCCAAGAUUUGGAGGCCAAAUACAAUAGCACUUCGGGAACUCUCCGGAACAAGUACAAUGCAACAGCUGCUUCAAAAGAAAGAGCCAUUCUCUUGAAGAAGAGAGCAAACGAGUUGGCUGUCAAUACAACAAAAUGGAACAGAGAGUUGAAACGUGUUGUAGAGAACUUUAAGAAACACAGCACCGAGGUUGAUCGUUUGACGCUUGAUAUUGAAGGCUUACAGGAAAAAAUGAAAAUUUACCUUGACUACAUAAAAAGGAAGGCCAAGUAUUACGCUGAAUGUCUACCACAAUAG
This is a messenger RNA of Acanthosepion pharaonis, 894 nucleotides long. NCBI's taxonomy places the organism in Eukaryota, Metazoa, Mollusca, Cephalopoda, Sepiida, Sepiidae. The record is from the annotation of a GenBank genome assembly.